This is a messenger RNA of Magnolia sinica, 733 nucleotides long. Its product is annotated as cyclin-SDS-like. Lineage: Eukaryota; Viridiplantae; Streptophyta; Magnoliopsida; Magnoliales; Magnoliaceae. The record is from RefSeq and is a predicted model, not a curated record. The transcript has 2 exons. The coding region runs from base 233 to 733 and encodes 166 amino acids.
AUGUAGAUUGUCAAUUUGAUGGGCUACCACAUGGAUUGUGGAUGGCCAGAGCUCAGAAAGCAAGUUGAUUGCCUGUCAUGGUCAUCCUUUUAGUGGCCUGAAAAAUGAGAGCACUUGUGUAUGGCAACCGAGACUAUCAGCUUGGUGGCUACCACAUGGAUCAUGGAUGGCCGGACCUCAGAAUGUAGCUCGAUCAGACUCAUAGUCAUCUGAUUAGUUGCCUAAAAGGGAGAUGGUUAGCUCAAAUAAUGAGCAGCAGUCUCCAUUCAGCUGCAAAACUCGUGCAAUCGGAUGGUCAGAGAUGUUCAGUCGCUGUAAAAAUUCAGACGGAGAGUAUGUCGAGUUUUCUCAGCCAUCGCUUUCGUCGAUCCUAGGAGAGUCGUCGGUUGAUUCAGAAACAUCCGGCCGUAAUUCCACUCUGUCGGUCUGUUUUUUCGCUCUUUUACAAUACACGAAGUGGUUGUCGAGGUCGAGCUCGCGUCUGGAAUUUGGAGCGUCUGAUAGAAUUGAAGAUGAAUACUCUGACGAAUUUAUGCUUUUGAGGUUCGAAAAUGAAGAGCAUGAAGAGAGCUACAAAAAGCUCAGGAACAGGGAGAGGAGACACGAGUAUCGGCACGACUAUGCCGAGGAAUACGGCCCGACAACAAAGUACGGAGAUGUUGUGCUCCAGCAGCGGCUGCUGAUGAUGAACUGCAUAAUCGAGGUGAGAGACUCUCGAAUCACGUUUUCUUAA